Messenger RNA from Prorocentrum cordatum, 1005 nucleotides. NCBI's taxonomy places the organism in Eukaryota, Dinophyceae, Prorocentrales, Prorocentraceae. The record is from the annotation of a GenBank genome assembly.
CUCGCAGAAGAGGCACAGCUCCGCCCUCCAGAAGCUGCUGGGACGACUGUACCACAUCGAAGUGGACGCAGACGCGGUGGCCAAGCAUCGAAGAGGGCGGCGGGCCCCCGCAGGCCCACGCGGGCGAGGUGGGGGCCCUCACGAAGCUCGGCGCGGACAAGGCCAAGCACGAGGUCACGAUCAGCGGGGACGCAGCGUCGGGGCAUGAGCCCACCGUCGUCAAGGUCAAGGGGGCCGACUCGGUCGCACCCCCCAUGGCCCCGCCGAACGCCGCCCUCGCCGUUGGCACGCUGGCGGUGCUGCGCGGGCUCCGCGGCCACGCGGAGUUGAACGGCUGCCUCGUGCGCGUCGUGGAGUGCGAGGAGGGCGGCAGGCGCUUCGCGGUGCAGUCCUCGGAGGAGGGGCAGACCCUCCGGGUGAAGAAGGAGAACCUGCUCGCCGUGGAGGCGCAGGGCCUCCGCCUGCCGCUCAGGGACCUCGUCGUCGCGGCCGCUCCGCCGUGCGCGAGGGCGCCCAAGGCGGAGGCGCCCGCCGCCUUGGAGGGCGAGGCGCUCCUGGGCAAGGACUCCAUCCGGCAGGGCGAGGUCGUGAAGCUGCACGGUCUGAAGACGGCACAGCAGUACAACGGGCAGACGGGCACCGUCCUGAAGGUGGACCGGGCCAGGAAUCGCUACGAGGUCCAGCUCCAGGACGGCAGCGUGAAGACCGUCCGGGCGGACAACGUCACGCGCGGCCAGGUGGAGUAGAGAUCCUUUCGCGGAGUACCCAUCUCUCAGGACGCCCGAAUUGGAAUGCACAGGAAGUGCUGCUUGGGCACCGCGCCCAUGCUCCCCCUGCCCACUGCGGCCGCCCCGAGCCUCCCCCGCGCGCGCCCUCGAGCGGAGCGUGGCCCCCGGAGCGGGGCGCCGAGAGGGCCUCUGCCCAGCCCUGCGUGCCUCUCGGGGGCCGCGCUCUCCGGGCGCCUGCCGGCUCCUCCUGCUCCUCCUGCUCCUCCUCCUCCUCCUC